AUGGCGCCACCCCGCAGAAAGAUGACUUCAAACACCGCUGAUCUGCUGAACCAGAGGAGCAGAGGGAUCCAGGAUACUGGGUCUUUGAACAGAUUCUGCUUGAAAAUCCUCAGAAGCAUCACUCUUCAUGAAAAUAGGAGCUUCAUUAAAGUUUGGAGCAAGACUUCAAAAACAGCAAUAAUGUAUGAGAGUGGUAGAAUCUACUGUGAUAAUUACCAGAACUGCUACAGUUGUGUCCACGAUCAGCCCCAGAGUUUAUACAAAUUCCCAAAGAAGUCCAAACAGCAGAAGAUUGAAGAUGCUCUGCUUUGCCAGAGCCCUCUUGACAAGACUUUAUCCUGUCCUUCUGAACAUAAACCCUCCCUCUUAGUUCUGACUGCAGAUAACUGGCUCUGUCGCAUUUCAGCUGAAACAGGAAAAGAGCUGCAGAGAAUUUAUCUCUCUCCUAAAUACAAGUACAGAUAUCUUGCCUGGAAUGUUUCACAAGAAACAUUUUACAUUAAAUCUGUUCAGAACAAAGAAACACCCUUGGCAAGACAGGCAGGUAUAUUGCAGAAUGCAGUCAUGCACAUGGCCAUUUUUCAUGUUUUCCCCUUGCAAAUUGUAGGGAUUUUGGAGAUAAAUAAAAAGGGAUUUGGAAGCGGUGUUACAGAUGUGGUUCUGUCUCAGGGUGUCCUUGCUGUGUCUUACAGUAACAAGUCAGUGAAACUGUACAGCUUUGAACACAUUGUCCAAAGAUGCUUAACUGAAGAGUUGACAUUGGGGCAGCAGAGUCCCCUGCUGGGACACAGAACCGUCGGGGACGUUCCAUUUGGUAUCCCAGUUAACAUCCAGAUCACAGAACCGCCACCACUUCUUUUUGAAGCAUUCUCUCACAAUGGUAUCCAGAUCGGCGGCUUCCCUUGGCACUACAUUUACACUCCACCACACAAAAAACACAGAGGGACUCACUACAUCUGUUCACUCAAGGACAACACUUUGGCAAAAAAUGGAAUCCGGAACAUGAAUUGUUACUCUCUUGAGAGUGACGUAAUCUUCUUCCAUCCGGCCGAUUCAGGGAGAAUCAUCCACAUUGGACCUAACACUAUAAAUGUGCUGAAAGUCAUUAGUGAGCUAAACAGUCCUUUGCCAUCAGAGGUUCUAGAGGAUUACUCUCUGACAACACAUCGAAGCAGCCCAUUCCCUCGUGUCACUGUCACGUCUUCAGGCCGAGCAGUGAGAUCGAGAUUUCAACAACUGGAUGAUGAUCCAAUGCAGGAGACCUUUCGGUUGCUGGAAUACGAGGAUGAACUUGACCUUCUGGCCAUAGCGGUAACUAACGGGGAGGGCGAGGAGGGCAGCGCUCAUGUCCAACUGCAUGACAACCAAACAGGGCGGUUACAGCGAAAGAUUGAUCUGGAUGAGGCCUGGGAUGAGACUUAUCCACAUGAGCUGUUCUUUGACAGAGACACCAUUGUUCACAUUGAGCAAAAGGGCAGCCAGUUCUGCUGCCAUGUUUAUAAACUCAGGACCAUCUCUAAAUGACAAAAUUGACUGAAUGGUAUUGUGAUGUUUUUUCCAAUGUUGUAAAGCUGUUGGAAGGAGUAAUAAACUUGUGGAUACUUGUAUAUUUUAUUUUGUCUGAAUAUUUGUUUUCUUUUUUGUAAAUAUCUGUAAUCCCCAACAACCGCAAAAAUUGUAUUGUUUUUUUUCAUAACAUUAAAAUUAUAUACUUUAC
Molecule: messenger RNA, 1717 nt
Organism: Gambusia affinis (western mosquitofish)
Lineage: Eukaryota; Metazoa; Chordata; Actinopteri; Cyprinodontiformes; Poeciliidae
Gene: dcaf17
Product: ddb1 and cul4 associated factor 17
Exons: 14
Coding region: 1-1524 (507 amino acids)
Biological process (GO): protein ubiquitination
Cellular component (GO): Cul4-RING E3 ubiquitin ligase complex
Source: RefSeq, a predicted model, not a curated record